CCUGAAGUUCAGUUAAGUUUCAAGUCCUGUUUUGUUCGUCUCCGGUUGAAGAACAAUAAUGAUUCUUCAGGUCUUUGCUCUCGGAUUCGCCUUCGCCGCUGUCGCAGGCCAAAGGAUUACAACAAUACAAUUAGAUGGAGUGCAAUAUUUUAUAAGUAGAAUGAACCCUUACUCUCCCGAGUUGAAUUAUUUCCUCGCUUACCAAUAUUGUCGAUCGAUCGGUCUUCAGCUAGCAUCUUUUGAAACUAAGGAGAAAUCAGAUUCCAUCAUGCAGUACCUCAACAAUGCCGGAUACAACAAAUACGAUUUUUGGACGUCUGGCAAUAGGCUCGGCACUGACAUGCUUAUCUGGUUGAGCACGGGUCUGCCUUUCAACGCUACGUUUGAUUAUAUGAAAAAGAAACCCGGAGACGACAUGCCAGUAGCGAGGCAGCUGGGCGCCGUCGAACAAAGGAAGGACAGCGGAUCGGCGAACGGUUGCGUUACCCUCGCCGCGCCCGAAUUGCAAUGGGACACCGACGACUGCACGAAAAUAAAGGAUUUCAUUUGCGAACAGACGAGGUGCUACUACUACAACUACGGCUCUAUUCCUGUCUCCUCGGCUCAGGGGACUAUUAAAGGAAAACCGAGCACUCCACCUUUACGGCCGAUGGAGGAUACUCCGACGUCCGAAACAACAGCGGACAGCACCUAUUCUUCAACUUCAUCUUCUUCCACUCAGUCUUCCCAGACGACCUCUUCUUCUUUCACAUCGACCACAGUAAACGAGCAGCAGACUACAUUUGGAUUCAACACAGACAACGAUCUCGACUCGACCACCCAGGCCCAAACGUCGUCUCUCUUUAAAGCACGUACUCUCACAAGGACCCAACAGGUGGAAACCGAAGACGCUCCUUCCGAAGAGAGCGUCCCCUGGUCCUGGGCGAGAAACAUCAUGCUUGAGAAACCUGUACUAAAAAAGACUGCUAAUCUGUAAACUGUAUUUUGUUGUUAAAAAAAAUAAAUAAGCCAACAGUUUACUUUUAUUAUUUAAGAAAAUGACUGAGCAGUAAAAUAAAAAUUUAUAAUCAAAUCCAAUUUUUUGAAUCUUAUUUGUAGCAAAUAAAUGUGUGAAAUAUUGAUUUAUGAUAAAUCGAAACAUAUUUUGCUUAAUGUUCGUUUGCAUGCUUAUAGUUAGAUAUAGAAUGUUUAGUUAGUUUUGGCAAAAAAAUCAGUCUAGGAUACAUUUUUUUCUCACGUUUAAAUGAAUUGUCGUUAUUAAGUAAUUGCAUAAAAAAGCAAUUUUUGACUAUUUUCUAAGAAAGAUUGAACAGUUCCAUUGUAACAUGUAUUUAAAAAAUCUAUUAUAUCCCAAAUGUAAGACUUAGAAACGAAAUAAAACGACUUAUCAAAUCA
Cimex lectularius (bed bug) is the source of this 1395-nucleotide messenger RNA. RefSeq lists its product as uncharacterized. The record is from RefSeq and is a predicted model, not a curated record. The transcript has 5 exons. Gene Ontology annotation, biological process: biological process involved in interspecies interaction between organisms. Lineage: Eukaryota; Metazoa; Arthropoda; Insecta; Hemiptera; Cimicidae. Gene Ontology annotation, cellular component: external side of plasma membrane. Bases 59 to 976 code for a protein of 305 amino acids. Gene Ontology annotation, molecular function: carbohydrate binding.